AUGUCGUACGGAGACCACGAUUUGGAUCAUAGCCUCGAGGAACAACACGAUUUAGGCCUUACUGUCCGUCGUCAGACGUAUCAUCGAUUGGGAUCUCAAGAUUACACAAAUAUUGGACCUCGAGAUUAUGAGAGCAUCGAGUUAGAGAAUCGAUCGAGUCAUGGAUCAUUCCAGCAAAGUUCUAAUCCAUAUAGAGUGCCCCGUAAACCAGUAGCAGGUUCCGCUAGAUCGGGUUUCACUCCACUCAUCCAACAAGAUAUUGGAAACGCUGCGGCAGGACCAGCAGUAUCAAAAAAGGCAUUCUGGAAUGCCGAUUCAUGGCCUCUCCUCGUCAAAUUUAAUAACUGGCAACGUAAUAAUCGGUACGCCGGAUGGCGCCUAGGCGUUCUAGCCGGCUGCAUUUUGUCCGUCGUCGUACUCUGCAUCAACGUCAUCCUCUUCGCCAUUGGAGCUACAGUUGAAGGCGGUUAUGUCGAUGGCUUUGCUACGCUUCACAAAGGACCUGCCCAUCGCAUUGGCAAUCUCAGCACCAUGUACCAUGUUCUCAUCAACAUCCUCAGCACAUCGCUACUGAGUGCUAGCAAUUAUACCAUGCAGGUGCUCUGCUCUCCAACGAGGAAAGAGGUCGACAAGGCCCAUGUCAAGGGACAGCAUUUGAACAUUGGAAUUCUCAGUACGAGGAAUCUUUGGAGCAUCAGCAAACGCAGGCUUGCAUUGUGGUGGAUUCUGGCACUGUCGUCUGUCCCGCUUCAUUUAUUCUACAACGCCGCAAUCUUCAAAGUUACUUCCGGAAAUCAAUAUGUUGCACAAUUCGUCAACGUAGCCCAGUCCGACAUCUAUCACAGUCUCAAUACAAGUAAAACUAUUCACCGCAUGAACAACACCGAGUGGCGUAAGACGUACAGCUCGCGCUACGUCUCGGAGACCGGCGACAUUUAUCUCAUCGUCGACCAGAUUGCCCUCGAAUACGAAUUUUUCAAGUCUCCAAACCACUCCCUCUCCAAUUUCGCUCUUUCUGCUCCCAUGUCCGUGUCAGUCGACCCGGAGAAAGAUUCAUCGUUGACUAGCAAAAUGCAAUGGCAGGAGGGAUCUUGGUAUAUACCAGAUACCAUCGCAUAUCUAAAUAAGACGCUGGACUUGUCGGGCAAUUACUCUUGGUCUCCGGGCACAGAGUGGGCGGAGAACCCAAACAACACCUAUCACAUCCAGUACUCCUUCGUUAAACCUGCGAUCGACCCCAACACAAGCAAAGUUCAGAUCGGCCUUAUUUUCAUGGCCAUAGUCAUUGGCUGCAAUUUCAUCAAAGCAUUGGUUAUGCUGAUCACUUUUCUGGAUCAUCAGAGUGCAUAUCUCGUCACCACCGGUGAUGCCCUGGCUUCUUUCUUAACAAGACCAGAUCCUACAACGGUUGGAUGUUGCAUCUCUGCCUACGAUGCCAUCGACCAGCGCGUCAAGAAGCUUGUAGAAGCAGGGCCUAUUAACGAGGGCCAUUCGCAGGAUUCAUCAUUAGAAGGCGAAUUCUGGGUCAAACGGCAUCGACUAAUCGACAGCGCUAUUAGUGGACUUAGAGGCAAAGCAGCCUACAUGCUCUGCACCAUCACCGUCGUUGGCGGCGUGGCCCUCCCCACUACCCUCGGUCUCCACGUUAAAGCCUGGGGCCCCGCGUCCCCGCUCACCUUCUCCCUUAGCACCCACAACACCUUCAACACGCGCGACCUGCUCCUCAAUGCCUCCCUCGCCAACCUCCCACAGCUCUACCUCAGCAUCUACUACAUCACCUUCAACGGGCUGUACACCUGCGUCGCCAUGGCCUACGAAUGGAACGCACUCGGGAUUAAAAGAAGAGGCCUCCGCGUCACCAAAGAAGAAGGCGACCAACGCAGUACGCACUUCCUCCAACUGCCCUACCACUGGGGCCUGCCCAUUGCCGCAACGAGCGGGGUCCUCCACUGGCUCAUGUCCGAGACGCUCUUCCUCGUGCGCGCGGACGUCCGCGACCGCGACGGGCAGCUGCUGGAUCUGGAGUCUUUCUCCGCGUGCGGGUACAGCUUAUCGAGUCUGCUCGCGCUGGUGCUGGUGGGCUUUGUGCCAAUUCUGGUGACAGGGUGGGUGGUUACGAGGCCCCUGAGGCAGCGGGUGCCGUUCGCGGCAGGGAACAGCUUGGUUGUCAGUGCGGCAUGCCAUCCGCCGGCGGACGAUGUGGAUGUGCAUUUGAAGAAGGUGAUGUGGGGGGAGGUGGGGAGGUUUAAGGACGUAGGACAUUGCUCGUUGAGUAGUGCAGAGGUGGGGGAGCCGGUGCCUGGAAUGAGGUAUGCGUAGGAAAAACAAUCUCAUAGGAUCUUGUGAAGAAGUGGCUGAUUUUGGGCCACUUACAUAAACAUCUGCCCUCAGACUCCGACGCAAGCUUGAUUGGAGUGUCUCCAUGAUGCAAAAUGAGAGCGAGCACUUAUGUGCUUAAAUUGACAGAGCUUUAGCCACGAACCGAGUCCGAAACCACCCCAUAUCACCCUCGAAUGGGACCUUCUCGGCUACAAGCCGUGUACUGCGAUACUCAGACAAGUUCAACGCCGAAGGUCACCUCUCCUUCUGUAG
This is a messenger RNA of Mytilinidion resinicola, 2592 nucleotides long. RefSeq lists its product as uncharacterized. Bases 1 to 2319 code for a protein of 772 amino acids. Lineage: Eukaryota; Fungi; Ascomycota; Dothideomycetes; Mytilinidiales; Mytilinidiaceae. The record is from RefSeq and is a predicted model, not a curated record. The transcript is spliced from 4 exons.